Molecule: messenger RNA, 3000 nt
Organism: Mixia osmundae IAM 14324
Lineage: Eukaryota; Fungi; Basidiomycota; Mixiomycetes; Mixiales; Mixiaceae
Product: glycosyltransferase family 57 protein
Exons: 7
Coding region: 56-2941 (961 amino acids)
Biological process (GO): protein N-linked glycosylation
Cellular component (GO): endoplasmic reticulum membrane
Molecular function (GO): dolichyl pyrophosphate Man9GlcNAc2 alpha-1,3-glucosyltransferase activity
Source: RefSeq, a predicted model, not a curated record
UGGUGGUGCGCCAGGCAUGGAGCCUCUGCUCGUAGCGCCACAGCCAGUCCGGCCAAUGACGUCCAGCUCAUCAUCGUGGCUCGUCUCGAAUGACCCGACUUCGGACCAGGACAAGUCGCCUAGCGCAACAGAGCCGAGACCGAAGUUGCCGGUCAGUUCGAGUACGCGCACCCUGACCGACAAGCGAGACAGCGCCCGGUCAGAGACUCGUGACGAUGACGAGCUCAUAGGCUUCCCGAGACUGUCUUCAGAGGUGCACAGAUCCCGUAUGGACGAGCCGCGACUGAGCAGGGAGUCACUUCCCCCGCCUUAUGACCUAGCACUUCAGUCAGAGAUUGCUAGCUUGGCAAGAGCGAGGCAAGAGUCGACAGACAGACUCUCUCAGCUCGGCUCCAGCUCGCGUCGCGUUCGAGACGGGCCUAGCUCUGUCCGUUCGCGCCAGACUACCGCGUCGACAAACCGUCAUAGAGUCGGCAGCGAGGCAGGCUUCGAGCUAGAUGACGGGCCUCCGCGCUCAAGCAGACAGGAGACGGAUGGCAUGCGACGUCUCUCUGUGAGCAGCGCUUAUAGAAGUACUUCGUCUCGUCAAAGACCCGAUACAUCUUUGCCACGAUCGUUGACAGCCACUCAACUUGCACGUCUACCGGACCUGUCGACACAGCAGCGCAACCAGUAUAGAGGGGAGCAUGCGCGCAAGGCCCACGUUCCUCGUUCGCCUUCCAGCGUCGUCAGCGUCUCGAGCUCGGUCUUCUCUCACCAGCCAACACCUUCAAAGGGCCGCCUGCAGUAUCAAGCCGACCAUGAUCCAAGCAGACAUACUUCGAUAGCGUCCGUUUUAGCGGGGAUCGAUGCUCAGGAUGCGACAGCAAGAGGGAUCGCGUAUGCUCACGACAGUCUCGCCAAACGCUUUGCACGGUGGAUGUCAAAAUCGGGCAAGAAGCAGCUACUCGUGCCCAGCGUACUUCUCGCUUCUUUCAUCAUCCGAGCGACCGUCAGCCUUGGCCCUUACUCAGGCUAUGUUGUCGCGCCAAUGUAUGGCGACUUGGAAGCACAGCGCCACUGGAUGGCAGUCACUUAUCACCUGCCGCCGAGCGAAUGGUACUUCCACCGGCUCGAAUACUGGGGUCUCGACUAUCCUCCCCUCACUGCCUAUCUAUCCUGGCUCUUCGGCGCCUUUGCACAUCAUCUCGGCAACCCAGCCUGGGUAGCCCUUCGCACAUUGCCCGAUGCGCAAGUAGCGAGCGAAGAUGACACGAAGCUGUUCCUACGAUUGAGCGUCAUCUUCAUGGACUUCCUCAUCUACGUCCCAGCAGUGCUGCUCUAUCUCGCAGUGACCCUUGGCGGCAAACGAGGCGGUUCCAGUCGAUCAAGACGCAGUGGAAGAACUCAGGCUGUGGCCCUCAUGACGAUUCUGUUCCAGCCUGCGCUCAUCCUGAUCGACAAUGGACAUUUCCAAUAUAAUUCGGUCAUGCUUGGCCUCGCCGUGGCAGCUUUCGCAUUGCUACAUCGCGGCAACGAUCUCUUGGCAGCCAUUCUCUUCGUCGGCGCCCUCGGUUUCAAGCAGAUGGCACUUUACUUUGCGCCCGCCAUGUUCUUUUUUUUACUGGGCAAAUGCGUCUGGCUUCAAGGCCAUCAUGGCGUCAAUCUAUUUCUGAACCUCGCCAUUGUCGGCGUAGGAUCGCUUGCGCUUGUCUUUGCGCCUUUUCUCUCAUCCACUGCACAACUUCUACAAACACUGCAUCGCAUCUUUCCGUUCCAGCGCGGCCUGUUCGAGGACAAGGUGGCCAACUUUUGGUGCGGUCUCAAUGUUGUCAUCAAGCUACGUCAGCUCGCUAGUAUACCCGUCCUCGCUCGUCUUGCGCUCGUCGCAACACUCCUGGCGCUCUUGCCGAGCGCCUUCAUCGUUCUGUAUACGAGCUACAGCCACAAGAGGCAGAUGCAAGUAGAGGCGCCCGUUACGAAGAUCCAGAAGAGUUUGCCACCUACACUCAAACUUCUGACGCACUCGCUUUUCGUCUCUUCCAUGUCAUUCUUCCUUUUCUCUUUCCAGGUGCACGAGAAGAGCAUACUACUGCCACUACUGCCGAUCACACUCCUUAUGGCGGGCAGUGAGCCAGGACAAAGCGGCAACGACUGGGACUGGGCAGCAUUGCUCAACAAUGUGGGCGUGUUCAGCAUGUGGCCCUUGUUGAAGCGUGACGGUCUCGGCGUGCAAUACGUCGCCUUGACGCUUCUCUGGAAUCGCGUGAUCGGUCACGAUCCACUGCGCAUGCCCAGCUCAUUCCUCAAAGCGCUCACGUUGGUGACAUAUUCAUGCAUUCUUGCUAUGCACGUGCUCGAGCUCAUCGCGCCUGCUCCGGCGCACUUGCCAGAUCUAUACCCAGUCCUCAAUCUCACGCUAUCGGCAGCCAUUUUCGGGUUAUCGUGGCUAUGGGGCAUCAAGCGACAGGUUGAAGAAAGCUGGGCUAUCAUCGGUAUGAGCAAUGUCUCGGCGUCUGUACCGCCUAGCAGGGUUGCUUCCCCGUCUGGCAAUCAUGUGUCCUUGCCUCGUAUUACAGGACUUCGAUCUUCAGCCUCAAUCUCUUCGCGUCUGUCAAAGUCGCAGACGUACGGUCCGCUUCGAGCGGACCACGACUAUUCACAAUCGGGCGUUUUGCCGAGAUUAAAGCAGCGAACCUCGUUUACAUCCAGUGCCGGAUUUGUGAGUGACUCGCAACAGCCGACGAAUGGAAGCAGAAGACGAAGGAAAGACAGCAAUAUGAGCGCAGUGACGAGUGUCUCGCAAGUCCUUCGGCCAUCCAGACGCGCGAGGGACUCAAACGGCGGCGCGCAGACCGACUGGGAAGGUGCGCAUCGUGCGCACAGGAGACAAACAGCGCCUGUACUGCAGACCGAUGACGAGGCGCGCCAUCGCUCCGCGCGUCAUGAUCUGUUGGGGUAGCUGAAUGCAAUCCUUGCCCGUCGGCGUCAACAGUGCCUGAGAAGUGGCUUCAGUACGAU